AUGGAUGGACAUUCCCCUCCUGUGCCAUCUCGGCCCACCGACACUCUAGAGCCACAUAGCCCCGCAAAUGAAGCCGAUCAUGGCGAUAAUCCAGGCCAUGUUGAGGCACAGCAACUCCCCAGUAACGACACUCCCAACGAUAAGACCAAAUUGCAAGACCAGACAAAUCUGCUGCCCGUGAAGCAACUCCUAAUUGUUUUUGUGGGUUUGAGCUGUGCUCUAUUCUGCGCCCUUCUUGAUCAAACCAUUGUGUCCACCGCUCUUCCAACUCUCGGGCGUGUUUUUCACGAUGCAUCGGUUGAGUCAUGGGUUGGAACAGCGUAUCUUCUCACAUCUACGGCAUGCCAACCGCUAUACGGACGUCUAUCCGAUAUCUUUGGCCGAAAAAUUAUUCUUCUUACCAGUAUGGGUUUUUUUCUAGUUGGGUCUAUUUUGUCUGCUGUGUCCCAGAGUAUGAUCAUGCUAAUUGUGUUCCGUGCAAUUUCGGGAAUUGGUGGUGGUGGCAUUCUCACUUCAGUCAUGAUCACUGUAUCUGACGUUGUUUCCUUGGAGAAGCGAGGGACCUAUCAAGGUGUCAUCGGUGUGGUCGUUGCUCUGUCCAACUCCAUUGGUCCCCUUAUAGGUGGUCUUUUCACGGAGAAGGUCUCAUGGCGAUGGUGCUUUUACAUCAACAUUCCGUUGACCGGUAUUUCUAUUCUCGUUGUCUUGCUCGUCCUUCCAUUGAAGAGAGUGAAGGGUGAUAUGAAGGUCAGGUUCAAGCAAAUCGACUAUCUGGGAUGUGUCACUAUGCUUAUCGCGGCGAUUUUGAUAUUGCUACCAAUCUCCUGGGGAGGGACUAAGUAUGCCUGGAGCUCAGCUGGAGUUAUUGCUCCUCUUGUUCUUGGCAUUGUGUUCCUGGGCCUCUUCGUUCUGGUGGAAAUGAAAUUUGCAGAACUACCACUCAUCCCGAUGCAUAUUUUCAAAAACGCAACAGUUGCUGGUGCAUUGGGCGGUGCCUUUUUCACGGGAUUCAUGUUCUAUGCCAAUUUAUACUACCUUCCCCAAUAUUUCCAAGUUGUCUACUCAGCCUCCCCCAUAAAAUCAGGUGUGCUAUUACUCCCACUAGUCGUGACUCAAUGCGUCGUAUCAUUUACCUCCGGCUUCCUCGUCUCCAAAACUGGGAAUUACACGAUCAAUAUCUGGGUAGGUUUUGCCAUUUGGGCUGUUGCAUGUGGCCUGCUAUCCACCAUUUCACCAACAACCUCUAUUGGACGCCUAGUCGGGUACCAAAUUCUCAGUGGAAUCGGCUCUGGUCAGACGCUUCAGACAAAUCUAGUUGCUAUCCAAGCCAAUGUUCAACGUAAAGAGAUGGCUGUUGCGACUGCUACUAGAAACUUUCUGCGUUUGUUGGGUGGAACUGUAGCAUUGUCUGCUUGCAGUGCGAUUAUAAAUAACACUGUCCGGACUGGGCUUUCAUCCACAGUGUCCUCCGCGGCCCUAUCCAAGAUCAUUUCCGAUCCCACACAAAUCAGCUCUAGAUCAUUGGGCAUUACUGCAGCACAAAGGUCGGCAGCUACUCAAGCCUAUACCCAUGGGAUUCAAAACAUCUACUACUUUAUGGUUGCAUGCUGCUGCGCCUCCUUCUUCAUAACUGUUUUCUUCGUUCGGAGCACCAGCCUCAAACGCGACGAUGAUGCCAGACUACAGGAGGAAGGCAAAAAGUGGGCGGCUAAGCACCGGGGUAUACAUGCGUUGGGAAAAAAGCAUAUUGAUACUGUGUCGAAUAGCGAGAAGACGCCCGCUCACACAGCUGCGGAGCCGGAAUCUCAGGUUAAGGGCACACAGUGA
Molecule: messenger RNA, 1827 nt
Organism: Penicillium longicatenatum
Lineage: Eukaryota; Fungi; Ascomycota; Eurotiomycetes; Eurotiales; Aspergillaceae
Product: MDR family MFS transporter
Exons: 10
Coding region: 1-1827 (608 amino acids)
Biological process (GO): transmembrane transport
Molecular function (GO): transmembrane transporter activity
Source: RefSeq, a predicted model, not a curated record